AUGGCAGACAGCGUAGUAACAUCAUGGUGGGACCUGGUGUCUUGGGUGACAGAUACGGUGCUGCAGCCAUGUGGGCCCGUCAUUCCCCUUCUCUUCUCUCGUGAAUCCCCCCCCACAGUGGUUGGCACCAUCCUCUGUCCAUGGGGCUCCGUCGAAGACAACAGGCUAAGGCUUUGCCUCCAAAAACCGUUAUCUCCGGACCCUCCUCUGCUGCUCAUCGACCUACCCUCCUGUGAUCUCGAGGGCGUCUGCCGCAUAACGUUCGAAUGCUCCGCCGAGCACUCUCGAGGUGGCUCGUUGCUGGACGAGCCGUCGUGGAUGGUUCGCUGCAAUGGGAGCAAAACCGGGUACGGGAGACGCAGAGCGGCUACGAAGGCUGACAUGUGGGCACUAGAGGCAGUGCGGCCGGUGUCCACGGGUGCCGGGUUGUUGCUCCCCCCAAAACUAGACUCGGCGACGGCGGGUCCCACUGCUUGUGCCUUCAUGUACAUGCGUGGGAGUUUUGAGCGAGUGAUAGGCUCCCCGGACUCUGAGUCGUACCAUCUCGUGGAUCCAACCGGUUGCCUCGGACCCGAGAUCAGCUUCUUCUUUCUCCGUGGCUAAUUGACUAAUUCUUUAUUUUAUUUCUUUUAUCCAAAUUCGU
Molecule: messenger RNA, 643 nt
Organism: Dioscorea cayenensis subsp. rotundata (Guinea yam)
Lineage: Eukaryota; Viridiplantae; Streptophyta; Magnoliopsida; Dioscoreales; Dioscoreaceae
Product: protein MIZU-KUSSEI 1-like
Exons: 1
Coding region: 1-603 (200 amino acids)
Biological process (GO): hydrotropism
Source: RefSeq, a predicted model, not a curated record